This is a messenger RNA of Lactuca sativa (garden lettuce), 795 nucleotides long. Its product is annotated as calcium-dependent protein kinase 1. Lineage: Eukaryota; Viridiplantae; Streptophyta; Magnoliopsida; Asterales; Asteraceae. The record is from RefSeq and is a predicted model, not a curated record. Gene Ontology annotation, biological process: protein phosphorylation. Gene Ontology annotation, molecular function: ATP binding; protein kinase activity.
AUCAUGCAUCAUUUAUCUGGAAACCCUAUUGUGGUUUUAAUUCAAGGGGCUUAUGAAGAUUCAGUUGCAGUUCAUUUGGUUAUGGAACUUUGUGCAGGAGGUGAAUUGUUUGAUAGAAUUACCAAAAAAAGACAUUAUUCAGAAAGAAAAGCAGCUGAUCUUGCUAGAACUAUUGUAUCUGUGAUUGAAGCUUGUCAUUCUUUAGGUGUUAUGCAUCGUGAUCUUAAACCUGAAAACUUUCUUUUUGUUGAUGAACAUGAAGAUUUUCCUCUUAAAACCAUAGAUUUUGGAUUAUCGGUUUUCUUUAAACGAGGUGAAACUUUUGUAGAUGUGGUUGGAAGCCCUUACUAUGUUGCCCUUGAAAUUUUGCUUAAAAAUUAUGGUCCUAAAGCAGAUAUAUGGAGUUCUGGUGUGAUUCUUUACAUUCUUCUUUGUGGGGUCCCACCUUUUUGGGGAGAAUCUGAAAAUGAGAUCUUUGAAGAGAUUUUGAGGUGUAAACUCGACUUUUCCUCAGAUCCAUGGCCUAGUAUCUCUGAAAGUGCUAAAGAUUUGGUUACGAAAAUGCUUAUUAAAGACCCCAAAAGACAAAUAACAACUCAUGGUGUUCUUUCAUGGUAUAUGAAUGUUAUGUUGGAUCAGUCUUAUGCUAGCAUGGUAUAUGAAUGCUAUGUGAUUGGGCUUAGUGGAGGUAAUUCAUAUUGUAUUGUAUUUAUUCCAAAUCCCACAUUCGUUGGAUGGAGAAAAGAGUCACAAGAAUUAUCGGAGCAGGGAUUCAUUAGUCUUAAAGAAUUAUGA